CCCUUUCGGCUUGCGCGACGCCCCGGCGGCCCUCCGCCCCGGGCCCGCGGCGCCCGCCGCCGCGCGGCCCCGCCGCGCGCUCGGCGCCAUCUGGCGGGCGGGGGGCGCUGGCCGGAGUGCACCCCUGGCGCCCUCCCGCGUCUCCGCCCAUGCCGCCAGCGCGCGGGGCAUGACAGCCCAGGACGAGGACCCGAUGAGCACUUCCUGCUCGAGCUGGGUGAACUCCAGGUCUCCCUCAGCCAUGUGAUCUCCUUCGUCGGGACGGUUGGCUUCCUGGUGGUGUCGCUGCUGUGCUGCUUCUGCGGCGUCGGCAAAUUCCUCCUCGCGGAGGUCCACGACCACGAGGACGAGGCCGAGGAGCACUCGGACAUGCCCAGGCCGCCCACGUUCUCGGUCGAGGAUAAGAAGCGGUUCGGCCGCCGGGCGCGCAUGCGCCUCCACCAGUACGUGUGGUACUUGAGCCGCGUGGGGUGGUUCCUGAUCGGCGAUGCCUGCCAGGCCAUUGUCCACCUCGUCCUCGCGGGUGUCUUCCUCCUCUUCGGCGUCGUGAUGCUGAUGCCCGGCGGGUUUGGCGGGUCCAUGAUCGCCAUGCAGGCGGCCGGGGUCGUCAUCCUAGUCACCAUGGCGUUCGUCACCUUGCGGCUGGCGCAGGUGCUCUUCAGCAUGCACGUGGUGGAGCCCCUCCAGGCGGUGGCAGACUCUGGGCACAACCGCCUGCUGAAGCUGGAGAGGCGGAUGGACGCCAGCAUCCACAGCAUAGACCAGGUCAAGCACACCAUAGAAGACGGCAUGCACCGCGUGUGGGUGAGCUUUGAGAAGGUCGUGGAGCCGGCCGUGCACCAGGCCGAGUACAUGAGGGAGGUGCUGCACAGGCAAAGCCAGGCCACGGAGGAGAUCGGCCGCCACCUGCGCGACUCCGCCAACCGGCUGGGGUCCGCCCGGGGAGGACACCGUGCUCCUGGCCGCGGCCCACGCCUCCAGGCGGCAGGAGAUCCACAUGUUCGGGACGAACGCCUACCACCUGUAGCCACCCGCCGCGCGUGGGCUCCCGCGCGGCCCCGCCGUGCCGCUCGGCAUCCUCCCCCCUCUGCCUGCCCUCCCGCCGCCAUCCACCCCGCCGCUCCCCCGCCUCGAGCUCCCACGUGCUGGCGCCGGCUGCCCCGCAGUCGACGCGGUGGUCCAGUUAAUGCCCCUUCCGCGCGCGCGAGCUCGCGCUCCGACGCCUGGCGCCCUCUCUGGCACAGUCUGCCUCAGCGAACGUUCCUGACCCUGCGUGCCCCCGCAGGGCGCGGCGUGGGCCGUGGCUAA
Messenger RNA from Prorocentrum cordatum, 1308 nucleotides. NCBI's taxonomy places the organism in Eukaryota, Dinophyceae, Prorocentrales, Prorocentraceae. The record is from the annotation of a GenBank genome assembly.